AUGCUUGACAUCGUACCUGCGAGAGGUUACGACUUAUUCUACAACACAAUCAUCACCUUAGAUCUCCAAAUUCAACUUGUAGACAACAACAACUCCCACUCCUUCAUGUUUUUCGCACCCACGGACGCCUCCCUCUUCGUGCUCGACAUGACUCAAAUAGCAUCGUCUUACACCGACACACUUCGUCUCCACGAUGUCCCUCGUCGCCUCUCCCUCAUGCACCGCCUCCUCCUGACGACUACACGCUCCCCACGCUCUCCUCCCUCAACCCCGCCGCCAACUCAUGCGCCACUCUCCCUCCGCCAUCGUUGUCAGAGGCGUCAAUGUCGUUUCCCCAACCUUUUUUUUAGUCGCAACAUCAUCUUCCACGACCUUAUAGGAGUUCUCAGUCUUAGAUCUAACAAUUCUCCUUCGCUUUCGUCGAUUCCCUGUUAG
Molecule: messenger RNA, 435 nt
Organism: Cajanus cajan (pigeon pea)
Lineage: Eukaryota; Viridiplantae; Streptophyta; Magnoliopsida; Fabales; Fabaceae
Source: RefSeq, a predicted model, not a curated record